AUGUCAUCAAUAGAUUAUAAAUUUCAUCCAAAUAAAAAAACAAAUAUAAUAUUAGCACCAUUUUCAGGUGGUCAACCAAAAGGAGGAGUAGAAUUAGGACCAGAAUAUAUAAUAAAUGCAGGUUUUGAAAAUCAAAUUAAAAAUUUAGGUUGGUUAACUUCCAUAUCAACUCCUUUAAAAAAUUCAAAUUUUGAAAUUAAUAAAUCUGAUACUAAAGAUAAAUUUAAUGUUAAAAAUUCUAAAAUUGUAAGUGAUUGUUGUAAAUUAAUUUAUGAAACAAGUUUAAAAACAUUGGAGGAAGGUAAAUUACCAUUAGUUUUAGGUGGUGAUCAUUCAAUUGGUACUGCUACAGUUGGAGCAAGUUUAAAAUAUAAUUCAAAUACAUGUGUUUUAUGGGUUGAUGCUCAUGCAGAUAUAAACACUCCAAAAACAACACCUUCGGGGAAUUUACAUGGUUGUCCAUUAAGUUUUUUAUUAGGUUUAGAUUCUGAUAGUUAUCCACCUGAAUUUUCAUGGGUUCCUCAAAUCCUUAAAGCUAAUAAAUUAGUUUAUAUUGGAUUAAGAGAUGUUGAUGAAGGUGAAAAAAAAAUCUUGAGAGAAAAUAAUAUAGCAGCUUUUACAAUGUAUCAUAUAGAUAAAUAUGGAAUUGGAAAAGUUAUAGAUAUGGCAUUAGAUAAAGUAAAUCCUGAAAGAAAAGAUCCAAUUCAUUUAAGUUAUGAUGUUGAUGCUAUAGAUCCUUCUUUUGUACCAGCAACUGGGACAAGAGUUGAAGGUGGUUUAAGUUUAAGAGAAGGUUUAUUUAUUGCUGAAGAAAUUGCCAAUUCUGGUUUAUUAUUAAGUUUAGAUAUUGUUGAAACUAAUCCAAUGUUGGCAGAAACUGAAGAACAUGUUUUAGAUACUGUUAGUGCUGCUUGUGCUAUUGGAAGAUGUGCUUUAGGUCAAACUUUAUUAUAG
Lodderomyces pseudojiufengensis is the source of this 954-nucleotide messenger RNA. RefSeq names its product arginase (gene CAR1). Gene Ontology annotation, molecular function: arginase activity; manganese ion binding. The record is from RefSeq and is a predicted model, not a curated record. The coding region runs from base 1 to 954 and encodes 317 amino acids. Gene Ontology annotation, cellular component: cytoplasm; nucleus; cytosol. NCBI's taxonomy places the organism in Eukaryota, Fungi, Ascomycota, Pichiomycetes, Serinales, Debaryomycetaceae. The transcript has a single exon.